Molecule: messenger RNA, 1686 nt
Organism: Cucumis sativus (cucumber)
Lineage: Eukaryota; Viridiplantae; Streptophyta; Magnoliopsida; Cucurbitales; Cucurbitaceae
Product: zinc finger protein CONSTANS-LIKE 4
Exons: 2
Coding region: 242-1255 (337 amino acids)
Biological process (GO): regulation of photoperiodism, flowering; regulation of flower development
Cellular component (GO): nucleus
Molecular function (GO): protein binding; zinc ion binding
Source: RefSeq, a predicted model, not a curated record
AACCCCCUAAAUAUUUAUUAAUUUCCCCCUUCACUGAAGGCGAUAAAUAUUUUUGGUUUCUAUGGCUAAGGUUCACCCACGUGUUCCAUUUUCAUUCGUUCAUGACUGGAUUUCGUUGGCCCCACCGGAUAGACUCGUACACACAUGAUUAACCAAAAGAAUAGUAUAGAACCAAAGAAGAAGAAGUGAGAGAGAGAGAGAGAGACAUUACAUACCAUUUUGAGUUUUCCACCAUUGAAGCAUGGCUUCCAAGCUUUGUGACUCGUGUAAGUCCGCAACAGCCACUCUCUUCUGCCGUGCUGACUCUGCUUUCCUUUGUCUUGGCUGUGACUCCAAAGUUCACGCAGCCAACAAGCUUGCCUCUCGCCAUGCUCGUGUUUGGGUUUGUGAAGUCUGUGAGCAAGCUCCGGCUCAUGUAACCUGUAAGGCUGACGCUGCCGCUCUCUGCCUCACUUGCGACCACGAUAUUCACUCUGCUAAUCCGCUCGCACGUCGUCAUGAACGUGUUCCAGUUACGCCUUUCUACGACACAUCCAACUCUGACAACUCACUCCCUGUUAAACCUAGCGCUGCAAUCAACUUCCUCGACGACCGUUACUUCUCCGAUGUCGACGCUGAUGCCGCCGAUGUUAGUAGAGAAGAAGCCGAAGCUGCUUCCUGGCUUCUUCCCAACCCUAACCCGAAGGCAAUAGAAAGUUCAGAUCUGAACUCAGGCAAGUUUGAGUUUCCAGAAAUGGAUCCUUACCUAGAUCUGGAUUACAGCCAUGUAGAUCCGAAAUUAGAAGCGCAAGAGCAGAAUAGCUCCGGUGCCGAUGGAGUUGUUCCUGUUCAAAGCAAAGGAGUUCAUCUCUCAUCAGCAAACGAUCGUUGCCUUGGUAUAGACUUCACCGGCACCAAAUCGUUCCCGUACGGUCAUAACCCUCAGUCAAUCAGUCACAGUGUAUCAUCCUCUUCGAUCGAGGUCGGAGUGGUGCCGGACGGGAACGCAAUGACAGAUGUAUCAAAUCCGUACACGAAACCUUCCACAGAAUCGUCUGUUCAACCGCUGCAAAUCUCGCCGGCGGAUCGGGAAGCGAGAGUGUUAAGGUACAGAGAGAAGAGGAAGAAUAGAAAGUUCGAGAAGACGAUCCGAUACGCAUCUCGUAAAGCUUACGCUGAGACGAGACCGCGAAUCAAAGGACGGUUCGCCAAACGGACUGACAUCGAACUUGAUGUUGAUCGAGUGAGUGGAUACGGCGUCGUUCCUUCGUUCUAAGUUUUCAUUAUCAUUUUAUAUAAAAAAAAAUAAUAAUAGUAAUUAUAUAUAAAAAAAAAAUGUUUGUGUAAAUAUGAAGAAAGAAAAAGAAGAAGAAAUAGUCGGAAAAGGAGGUUUUGAUCGACGAUAUCUGACCGUUGGAUCAUGUACACUCUUCUCUCUUUUUUUUUUUGUAGCAUUAAAUCUUUUGCCUUUCUUUUUCUUCUCCGGUAACGAAAAUCUUUCUUUUCGAAAUCCCUUUUCUUUUCUUCAUCUUAAUUUUAAAUUUUAGAUUGUGAUUUUGUUGAAGCAAGCAGCAUUAGUUGUUAUAUUUUUUGUUUUGCUUUUUAGAGCAAAGUGUAUCAAUUUCUAAUUUCCAAUUGGUGAACUGAUUUAAGUCUCAUGUUGUUUGGUUUGAAUAUAUAUAUUUUAUUCUCAUUAAAAUAUCAAAA